This is a messenger RNA of Cladocopium goreaui, 4149 nucleotides long. NCBI's taxonomy places the organism in Eukaryota, Dinophyceae, Suessiales, Symbiodiniaceae. The record is from the annotation of a GenBank genome assembly.
AUGUCCUCGGAACGAAUGGCGGAAGCAGCAGACCUUCAGGGGAACCGAGCCAAUCAAGGCAAGAAAACGUAUGAGGCUUACCAGAUGGAUGAACAUGAUGACAAUCACCAGGCUGCCUUUAUGCAGGAGACCGACUCCCUGGAGUUUGACGAGGAGCAGAUCUUCCAGCUUCUUGCAGACCAAGGUGACGAAGAUGCGGUGUUCAUCUCGGACUUUGAGGAUCAGAUUGUGGACGCCAUCCAAGACCAUCCGGGCUUAUCCCAAUGUUUCCUGAGUUAUCAGGAGGCUCGUGCCAAAGUGAGGGAACGAGCCCGGGCCAGGGGUUUCUGGCCAGUGAAAGGGAAGACGAAAGGAAAAGGAGGCAAAAAAGGAAAGCAGCCAUGGACAUCAACCAGUGGAUCGUCGUGGGCACCUGGCCGACGACGUUCCUUGGCGGAUCGUAUCGCCAAUUCCACGUGUCGGGCAUGUGGACAGCCCGGGCACUGGAAGAGGGAAUGCCCAAAUCGGCCAGAUGUCAAAAAGAAUGAGGCCACCAACGUCACUGAGGAGAUCCACCCUGGCACCGACAACGUCGCCGCUGACAUCUUCGAGGUGAUUUCUGAGCUCCCGGAAGAUGCAGUCUCUUGGAGCCAGGAGGAUGGAUCAGAGUGGAAGUGGUUCCUGGUCAAGCAGUAUCCCGAGACGGCGCCGGCAGAAAUUCAGCGUCCACCGGGGAUCUCCACUCUCCGAGAGUGGGGUCAGCUGAAGAUUCCAUCGGGGAAGUUUGGGGGCAAGACAUUCGAACAGGCACACAGCGACCUAUGCUAUGUUCGACAGAUGUGGAAUCGGAAGGCGGUAUCCGCCUGGGUUCGAAGCUUUCAGAUGUACUGCAGAGCCAGGAGUCAGGCCACAAGCGAGUAUGCCUACAAGAUGAAGGAGCAGGGCAUCGAGGUGGACCUGGUCAGACUCCAGACACAGGUAUCAAGGGUGGCCGCCAGCAGUUACAGUGCCGGGCCCAAGCCGAUCGACAAGCCCAAGACCCCGAUCACGGUGACACAGGGAAAAGACAAUGCAGGAGAGUGGAUCAACAUCGAAGAGGAGGUGAAGACAACAAGCGAGCACAGUCGAGCUCCCAAGAGGGUGAACUCCAAGCCAAAGGCCACAGCCAUGGCUCUGGAGCCCAAUCCCACGCGAGUUCAGGAGAUUCGCACCCAGAUUGCGAUCCUGGAGCGGGAGCUUGCUCGAGAAGCUCUGAUUCCCGAAGAGGAGGAACUGCGCCGGACGAGGCUCCGUGUCCAAAGCGGCAACGGCACUCAAUUAAAGGGCCACCUCGGGGAUCGGAUAUCCCUGUUGCAGCUCCAGCAUAUGGUGAUUGAUAAAGGACCACCGGAAAACUGGAUUGUCCCCAAAAGUGGUCCCAAUUUUGAGAGUUUGGAGCCUGAACAGAAGUCAGAUUUGCGAAAGGUUCAUGCGAACUUGGGACAUCCACACCCGGGGAAACUUGCCAAAUUCCUCAGUGAACAGGGUGCUGACGAAGCCGUGGUGAAAGCUGCACGACCUUGUAAGGUUUUGUAUCUGGAUCCUGCCGGUGAAUACAUCAAUGACCAGUGGCAUGAUUUCGCCCAAAAAGAGGGCAUCAAACUGCCGGUUGCAGCCGGAGAAAGAGACAGUAACACUGCAACACACAGUUUGGCAGAAAGUGAUACCACUGAAGGAAUCCUCUUUCGUGAAAGUCUUCGGAGGCGCGAAUGCGCUCGAAAAGCCUUCCUGACCGCUGACAAUAACAGAAGGAUCAUGGAUGAACAGAUCAAGCCAGCUUGUAAGAAUUUUGUUCAACUUGAGGGUGUCCCCGAAGAGGAGGAAGAAACCUCCAUGUCCAGCCCAGUGAGAGGAAUUCCUGGCAGUGCCGCUGAUGGAAGUCAACCAGAAGGUGAGAUCUUCCCGUCUGCGGCCCCGUCAUCCGUGUCGCCGUGCCCAUCUAUUUUAGAUGACAGCCCCGAAAAUCCAGAAGAAGGUCUGGACUUCAAUGCCCCAAUUGAAACACCGGUUCCAGAGGAUGUUGAAGAAUGUUUGGUAAGUGAAUCCCCCGAACUACUGGAAUGGUUCUUCUACAUGCUGAGAGAUUCGGAACCCUUCGAUGUGGUGGCCGUGUCUCCGGAAUGGUGCAUCACCAUCAACGGCCACUUCAGCAAACAUUGGGCAGAGGUCUUGGCACCUGGUGAAGAGGCCUGUGAAUCCAUUCAGUUCGUGGCGGGCUUGGCACUGCGUGACACCGAGGUUGUGGUCAGCUAUGGCAUCAAUGACUGCGAGUCUGAUUUGCUUCCACUAGCGCUGGGAGAGGUGAAAGACCGUGAGGACACUACGCCCAUGGCGCUGGACAAUCUGAGGUAUGGAAACUUCAGACCUACGACGGUGGUGCCUGAGGCGAGGAGUCUGCCGGGCUAUGGAGGACAAGUUGAGGAGUGGGCCAACUAUAAGUUCCAGGUGCAGGCCAUCGAGAUGAAGGAGUCACAGAUGAGUGAAGGUGAGAGGAAGAAGCUUGGAGGACUGGCUUUGAGGCUGACUGAGAGGCUCCAAGGGCCGGCUUUGCAGAUCGCAAAGACCUUGGGGAUCGAGGAGUUGGCAAAGCCUGAUGGAGUCACCAAGCUGAUGAAUGCCCUGGAGACAGACCUACUACCACUACGCCGACAAGCCGCAGUGGAGCUCUACCAAGCCGGAUCUAUGCCUGGCUUGCUGAGCCGACAGAACGCCGAGCCGAUGGCAUCAUAUGUGCUGAGAAGGGAAGCUUGGUGGAACCAGUUGACCGAGCUUGACAAGGAGGUCAAGUGCAGCCAAGCGAUCUUAGGAGAGCAGAUGCUGACACAGAGUGGACUCACGUCCAUGGAGCAGCAACUGGUGAGAUCGGUGAUGAGCAACGAUCUCAGCGACCUCAAGAAGUUGGCAGCAACGCUGAGAGACCAAUUCGGAGCGGUACAUGACAGGGAGAAGAGAAAAGGCAAAGGAGAUCACAAAGGCCGAUGGGGCUGGGGACAACGAAGUUCCUACAUGGCGGAGUCCUAUAUGGCUGAGGAUGAGAACCCUGUUGUGGCCGACGAGACCCUUGAGAAUGCCGAGUAUGAUGAGGAGCUCUACGAUGAGAACUAUGAGGAGAUGCCAGAAGGACCUGAGGGGACACAGCUGGAAGAGGACUUGGAGUUGAUCUACGACACUGUGGAGCACGAGACAGCUGCGUUCUACUCGAGGCAGCAGGCAGCUCAUCAAGGCUACUCAGUUCCUGCGAGCAACAGCUUGUACCAGUCCACCAACAACCAGACACCACAGGAGAGGCAGGCCAAGGUUUUGGCUGCGAAGCAGAGGACGAGGUGCAGAGCUUGUGGACAGCAGGGACACUGGCAACGAGACUGGAUCUGCCCGAAGAGAAAAGGAGGAUUCAAAGGCAAAGGCAAGAAUAAGGACAAGGGCAAGGUUCAGAGCAAGGGGAAGAACGAUGGCAAAUCAUCGCCGAGCUCUACGAGAUCGACAUCGGGAUCACCAAGCAAGCCCAGGGUUGUCUACUUCUCAGUGAGAGACAGCCACCAGGAAGAACCCUUUGCGGGGAUGGUUCAUCGCUAUGAGCCUUCCGGUCCAGGGAACCCAGGAUUGGAUGAUGUAGAUCAGAGAAGACUUGAGGAUGAGGUGCGAAGGCUGAUGACCUUGCCAUCAGAGAGGUUGGAGCAGGAGUUCCAACAGGAGCUAUACUACAUGCCACCACAGGGCAAGGCAGCAGCACGACCACCUUCAGGAAGUCUGGUUCCUGAUCUGAUGAUGCAGAUGCAUCACCCCAAGUCGCCUGGCUUCUACGUGCAUCAGGCGAGAGGAUCGACUGAGGAGACUAUGGAAUUCUCAGCUGGCGAAGUGCCAAUUCCAGAGACACCUAGAGGAGACAGCGGUUGCCCACAUGAGAACACGACAAGAAGAGGAUCGAAUGCCUACAUAGACAUGCUGACCUGCAAGGACUGUGGACUGGUGAUGCACAAGGAGAAGAAGUCACCAGUGACCAAGGACAUCAGCAUGAGGCAGAUUGAUCCGCAGGACACUGCCGAAGGCAACUACACCUAUGUCGUCUCCACCAACGACGCCACUGAGGACCUCUACGUCGACAAUGCAAGAUGCAGUGUUGUUCACAUCUGA